Acipenser ruthenus (sterlet) is the source of this 1184-nucleotide messenger RNA. RefSeq lists its product as uncharacterized. Bases 137 to 1159 code for a protein of 340 amino acids. The transcript is spliced from 4 exons. Lineage: Eukaryota; Metazoa; Chordata; Actinopteri; Acipenseriformes; Acipenseridae. The record is from RefSeq and is a predicted model, not a curated record.
AGCAAACUGAAUACAUCAAACUUGUGUGGAUAUACAGCAAACUGAAUACAUCAAACUUUUUUUUUAAGAAUUGACACGUGACACAGCAACAAAUGCACGUGCUUCUGUGACCGUCAUUUCAUAAUUAUCUUCAGUAAUGGCAGAGUCCGCGAAAUCUGUAAUUGAUUUAGUCGACAAACUGGCAGGUGAUAGGAGCCUGUUAACAACUUUAGCAAAUGUUUUAGAAAACGGGGGUCGCAGGAUGCACGAAGUCGUAAAUGAAAAUAAUGUGGAAAAAGAAUUAAAAACUAUUUUUUUGAGACCAGCUUCAUCAGUUGCCGCCGGGCCUACACAUUCCGAAAUCAGUAACACGUCAAGUCUUGCAUCAUCUUAUUUCACGAGGUCAACGAUACGACCACCACAAAGAUUAACCCAACCAACCAAAAAAAGGCGACCAACUUUCAAAGGUCCUGCUACUUUUACAAAGGAGGUAGUAUUGCUGGGCGGACCUCACAACAAUGUAGUUGUAAAACACGGAACCAAGCAAUUACUCUAUGAAAGUGGGCAUGUGAUGAAUGCCUUUGAAUUCCACAAGGAGUGGUCGGCUGAAGAACUUCUAGAGAAUAUUAGAUCAGCUUUCAGCAGUCAUCUUCCUCCAGGAGCUAAUUUGGAAAUACUCAUGGCUUGCCACAAUAAACUGAUAGCUCCUUCUCUAAUGAGGAACCAAACACUCAAUGGUUGGAUGAUGAACAAAAUAUUUAAGCAACGCUCUGUCUAUAUUCGCCCCUCUGUUGAAAUCUUGGAUCUGCAAAGGCUGGACCAACAACCUGAAGACUGGGAUAAAACUAAUGUGCCAGAUAAUUCUCAGGAUCCUAACUGUAUUCGUGAAGAGACACUAGUUGCAGAUGAAAUACUUGGAUGUUCCUCUGAACCUGUGACAUCCAAUCCAGAUGGUCUGCAUAAUGCUGGAAUCGCAUUUCCAAACUAUCUAGGCUUGGACAGUAAUGAUCUUCAUGCAGUACAGGAUGUUUGUGUUUCUGCAGACUCUGUACUAACACAGACACCAGUGUCAUUUGGUGUAGAGGCAUCUAAAAUACACACUACACUGUUUCAGUCUACAUCUGCCAUGACUUUGGAAACUAAUGUUCUGGAGAAAAAAGGAUCAGAUUGUUACAAGUAAGAUAUUGCUUCAUUUUUCUCAGUUU